GUUGUUCUUUGUAGCUUGACAUUAAAGGCGAUGCAGGGGAAUUAAAGGCCGCCAGGGAAGGCACCGCAUUUCAAGGAAUACGGCCAGCCAGAAAUAAUGGUGGGAAACAAUUGGAUAAAACAGAUGUUGAAGAAAGUGAACAUAAGCGUUACGGACCGGAUCUCGUGUGUUUGGAGUCACCCGGCUCAAAUAUCAGCUUUUUCAUCUCCAGUCACAGGACAUCGGUAGCCGAGUGCCCGGCGGCUUGCUAGCCCGCAGUCUUUCCUAAAAUCUCCGCUCCAGUAUCACAGAUCUGAUCUGUUUUUUGUGUUUUUUUUAAGCGUUACGAAAGCUAGCCCGCAUCAACGGAACUGAUCCGGCCAUAUGGAGCCCGUUUUCUGUCAUUAAAGUAAAGGUAUGACCCGCUAGUCCUCUGUUGCAAAUCUGACCGCUAGGAUCAAGCUAGCAUCAUCUGGAGUUGGAUGGACGCGCGGCUCACACUCAAACACCCACAGCAUCCCUGCCUGGGACGCGUUCAUGCCCGUGCUGCUGCACUGGAAUGCUAACUAAUGAGGAAGUGGCUUUAACAUGACGAGGGUCAUUUUGCCCCUUAACCGCUCAAAGCUGUUAGGUGCUACCCAGACAUUAUUUAGAUGCCAAAUGUAAUGACCGUCCCGAGCUCGCACCAUGUAUGUGGCUGGCCGAGUCUGUCUCCAGCCUUGCGGGUGACACUCUCACAGGUACCGGCGGUUCAAAGCAAACAGCGGUUGCAAGCGGCUGCUUGCUGAGAGACUUGAAGUGAGCUUGCCAGUGCAAGCUAGGAGGCUAUUAGCACAAUAUAGAACCCCUAAACAGCACCAAUGGUAUCCCACAAGGUUUUAGUCGCAAUAAUCCUAUUAAAUGUGUACAUAGGUGUACAGUCUGUUUUUUACUUUUUUGGCGGCGUCCUUUUAACGGGCUUGUUUGCUAUGGCAAUUUUAAAUGGACCAAGGCUUCUGGACUGGGCGAGUUCACCUCCACAUCUACAGUUUAACAAAUACGUCCUAACGGGAUACCGGCCAAGCUCCUCUGUGCAAGACUGCAUAAGAAGCUUGUUUUACCUGCACAAUGAACUUGGAAACAUAUACACUCACGGCAUCCCUUUGGUUUGCUUCCUGGUGCUGCUUCCUCUCCACAUCCCCUGGUCUCAGAUCAGCGUCACGUGGUUGGGCGUGGUGCAUUUCCUUGCUUGCCUCUCGCCCCAGCUGGGCUCUGUGCUCUACCACCUCUUCAUGAACCACGAGGGAGGGGAGCCCGUCUACCACACCCUCCUUAAACUCGACGUGUGUGGAAUCUGCAUGAUCAACACAUUGGGGGCGCUGCCCAUUGUCUACAGCACGCUGCUGUGCUACCCGUUCAUCCGCACUGUGGCCCUGUUAGUCUACAUCCUGCUGUCCAGCCACGCCAUCUACUGCGCCGUCACGGCUCGGAGCAGCGUUCGCCGAUUGCGCUCCUUCGCCUGGCAGGCGGUAUUCCGCUUCUCCUUCUUCUUGCUUCGCGGGGUGGGCUUGGGUGGCGGCAGCCCCACCUCGCUACGCCACUUCCUCAUGAUGGAUGCGCUGGCGGUGCUGGGCGGGGUCAUCAACAUCAUGCGCAUCCCGGAGCGCUUCCGCCCAGGCCUCUUUGACUACUGGUGCAACAGCCACCAGAUCAUGCAUGUACUGGUGGUAGGCUCCAUCCUUUACCUACACUGGGGUGUGCUGGAUGACCUGCUGUGGAUCAACAGCUACAACUGUCCCUCAGACUGACCCCCCCCCCCCCCCCCCGUAGCCCCCACCCCUUACAAGGAGCACUGGGAUGUAAGGUUAUAGGACCUCUGAGGGGAUGGGGGUGUCUGCAGAGGGAAAGAGAAGGAGGGUAUUCAGGGGGAACUGAUGCAGUGAGGUGAGACAAUAUGUUCUCUGUGCAUGUGUUCACCUCAUGCACUUAAACUCAGAAUGUUCAUAUCUACAUCCAUCUUGUUACUUUGUGCGAAUGUAGGCAAGUAUGUCAAGUAACACGCACAAGCAUUUUGACUCUGUCACUCACAGGUGUAUACGGACACACACACACACGCACACACGCACACACACACACACACACACACACACACACACA
Sander lucioperca (pikeperch) is the source of this 2115-nucleotide messenger RNA. It is a transcript of the gene paqr4a, whose product is annotated as progestin and adipoQ receptor family member IVa. The transcript is spliced from 3 exons. The coding region runs from base 840 to 1766 and encodes 308 amino acids. Gene Ontology annotation, cellular component: membrane. Lineage: Eukaryota; Metazoa; Chordata; Actinopteri; Perciformes; Percidae. Gene Ontology annotation, molecular function: signaling receptor activity. The record is from RefSeq and is a predicted model, not a curated record.